CGCGCCUGCUUGUGACGUCGUUUUUUGGUGUGUCCUGAUGGUGAAGGUGAGGAUGAAGUGAGAAGGCGGCAGGAUAAGGGAAAGGAAGACCGGGAAAAGGGUGCUGGAAAAGCACAACUCAAAAUGCCGAAAAAUGUACGAAAAUUAAGGGAUGAAGACAUUAAUCCUUGUCUUGAGGAAACAGAUGCCUCCAGGAAGUGUUUAGAAGCAAACAAUUAUAACAAAGAUAUGUGUACCGAGUAUUUUCUGAGGUACAAAACGUGUAGGAAGUUCUGGAACAACAUAAUGAUUCAAAGACGAAGAAAUGGUAUUAGCCCUGACAUGCCAACUGCAAAGGAUAGAAAAGAAAUUCUGGAAGAAUGCACAAAGAGGCCCUACUGAUGUUCUUGAUUUUGAAAAAUGAUCAAUGUGAACAAAUCCACGUGAAUAAUUUGAAUGUGUAAUUUUAAUCUAAAGCUUUAUUAAUUAAUGCAAAUGGUACAUUAGAUAUUUACAAUAAAAGAGCUGAAGGAUUUCUCAA
Molecule: messenger RNA, 520 nt
Organism: Hemiscyllium ocellatum (epaulette shark)
Lineage: Eukaryota; Metazoa; Chordata; Chondrichthyes; Orectolobiformes; Hemiscylliidae
Gene: chchd7
Product: coiled-coil-helix-coiled-coil-helix domain containing 7
Exons: 4
Coding region: 124-381 (85 amino acids)
Source: RefSeq, a predicted model, not a curated record